Molecule: messenger RNA, 14638 nt
Organism: Xyrichtys novacula (pearly razorfish)
Lineage: Eukaryota; Metazoa; Chordata; Actinopteri; Labriformes; Labridae
Source: the annotation of a GenBank genome assembly
ACAAAUCUGUCGGGGGAGCACGCCGCCGUCGCCAAAUGUAAUACGACAAAACCGUGUGAGACGACGACUUGACCAAAAGUUCAAUAAUGAUUGUUAUCUUCUGUAGUAACGCGAUCAAAUGUUAUUAUUUAACUUGUUCGUUUUGUCUGUUACGCUAAAACGAAUUGCAUGUUCGUUUACCCUUACAAAAGAAAUGAUCUGUCCCACACCAGACCACCACGGAAAAUGGCGACGGUAAAAUAGAUGGAAGACGAAAGUAAGAUAUUAUUCAAUGCAGCGUUUAAAUUGUUCCCUGUCCCCAUCUGCACUGCGUGGAGGUAACGUAUGCUUGUUUUCACCAUUUUCUUAACGUUCGUAUGGUAUAUAGCGAAGAUAGCUUGACAUUAGCUGUAGUUUAGCCUGAAGAAAAGGUUUUGGUAUGGAGCAGCCUUAAUGGAAUGGUCUGCACUGCUCCUGCAAGCAGCAUCUAACAACACACUGGGAUAUAAACGCUGACAAAACGCAACCAAACAGGUCUGGAACUAAGUAUAAAUAACCAGACUUACCCUAAUUUCCCGUAUCUCUGGAAAUCGUUCCGAACUAUCAUUAGUUGGCGGUUAACCGAACUACUAUGCUGAAAGUUUUAGCUGCACACAAAAUCUACAACUGCUCAUCGAAAACCAUGACCGAGGUUCUUCCCUUUGCUUUUUACUGUUUGUCUUUUUAGCCAUGAAACAUCUUUCGCUACCAGAGCAGCAUUCAUAAGGUAUGACACUUUUAUUGCCCUUCAAAUCCAAGACCUCUCACACCGGCGACCUUGUAGUGAUAUAAAUGGCCACAAUUAAUCUUUUCAGUAAGGUUUCAGGUAUAUAAUGUUUAGAUAUACAUACAUAAAGACUGUUAAUACUGAGAAAGGAAAAUAACCAAUGCUAGGGACACUGUAAGUACUUAUCUGAUAACUUUUUGCAUCAAGCAAACACAUUCUAGUAAACAGGAACUACCUGUUUCAAGCUCAUACUCACAAACCAUGGGUGACUUUAAAUAUUGGACACAUAAAAGCCUAAAAAGGCUUGGAGCACCGUCUUGGUCUUUAGCAUUUGCUAAAAUAUGCUAAAAGCUUCAAGUAACUAUCAUCUUAAACAGAUGGAGUAAACCAUCUUCACUAUUACUGUUAAACUCAAAGCUAAUAAUUAUAACAUUAAUCAUCCACGUUAUCUAGUUGCUAGUUUUUAAAACAACUCUUGGUCAAUACAAUGGCACAACAGUGGAAAAAAUACCUUACAAUUUUUUGAUCCAAGGUUGUUAUGUUUGACGCUAGCCACAUCUCAAUCAGAUACAGUCUCCGUUGAACAAAGGAUUCUAGCAAAUCUAGUAAAUUCUAAAGCCUGGCUAAUACUUUUGCGUUGGUGAUAUGUCGCAGCAUAUACCAAAGAUUUGCACAGCCUUAUUCCAAAGUUAAAGUCUACAUAUGUAGCCUGAUAUGCAACUUCUCCUGAUAUGUGCUCCUCAAAACAACACAUCCUACAGGCCAUGUCCACCCAGUGACUACUACGGUUGGGUACUGUUUGAUUUUGAACGAUUCCGAUUCCUUGUUUCGAUUUCGACUAUUUCGAUUCUUUAAAAAGGCAGGAUAUUAAGAAAAAAAUGCAUGGUUUAAAUGAGGGUGCUAACCAGAGUUCUUCUUCUUCUUGGAUUAAAUUUCUGAACUUCUCCAUGAAUGCUUAAAUUACAUUAACUUUUUGAGACCUUUACUAUGAAUUUCUCACAGAGCUAUUUUCAACCAGUUUAUAUACAUUUUUGUUGUCAGGUUGUUUGUCUAUGAAAAAGUACAAGGGCUAGCGUUAGUUGGAUAUUUAAAUUGACCCACCGUACACAGUACAAUUUGUUUGACGCUUCAAAGUUAGCAGAAGACAGAAGUAAUUUAUUGUUUCACUUACCUGAUUCUGACCGGUUAGCGGAAGACCAGUGUCGUGCCGUAGAAUGCAUGCCUGCCAUAGAAUGCAUCCCCUUGACUCAUUAGCUUCUUAAAGUGGAAGAAAAUGAGUAUUAGUUAAUGACAACAUGUCAAAUGGAGCAGUAAACUUUUGUUUUGUUUUCAUGUGUCUCAAAAAUGCACAUAUAGAGGUGUACUUGGGUGUAUAAACUCUACAGUAAGCUGUCACGGUAGAGAACAUUAUAUUUUCGGGACAGCAAAUAUUCUGAAUCAGAGGGCUAUCGUUUUCGGCUUAUCUGAAUAGCCUGAAUGAAAUCAUUAAAGGCACAUGCUUAAGAAUCCGUCCAAUGGAUUAUUUCGCCUUGUUAAGUACUUUCAACCGUGCUCUCGUCAGGGGUGCAUUCUACGGCAGGGGUGCAUUCUACGGCACAACACCUGCGAAGCGCGUCAAAGACGGGCACUCAGGUAUAUCGCCUCCAUUAAUCCUGAGGUGUUUAAUCAUGUUGGCCGUGCACCCUCCUUUGCAUAACUGUAUUGCUAAUGUUGCACUGAGACCCACACCGGCUGCAUUGCUGUGGGUUGCAAUCAUAAACUGUAUGGACAACUUAGUUCCGCCUCCCACCUGUAUCCGGAUUUGAAGCCAAAAAGCUCUCGGUAUUUCCGGUAUUUUUCUUCAUUUCCUGAAACCAGCGCUGCGCAGUAGCGUUGAGCGCAUUCGGCGGUAGAGUCGCUGAGCGUCGCUGUGAUGAUGCUUGGCCUAAACAGCGUAUCCCCUGGGUGAGCUACGCAAUUUUUGUACGCCCAUAGGCUGUAUCAGGUGUCAAUCAAAGAAAACAUGAACCCCCUAAUAACUUUUAAAACGAAGCUUCACAGAAAAAGAGGACUUGAGCACAAACCAGUCUUACUCUACAUGUCAACAUCACAAGCAGGGGGGAGAAAAAUUUAUGUUCUGUGUAAAAAAAUUCCUAAAAAUGUGUCCACAGCCUCAUAAGCUUUGCUGGCGGAGGCUGGAUUUAUGACCUAUACUGCAGCCGGUCACCAGAGGGUGCUGCUCUUGGAGUGACUUCACCCAGCAAGGAAGCAGACACUGUCCAUUCUAUAUACAGUCUACGGUUGCAAUGCACUCUCUCUCUCUGUCUCUCUUCUCUCUCUCUGUGGCUUCGUCUCAUACGCUCCGUUCUCGUUGGUGUUCGGCGGCUUCUUCUUCGUUGGUGUUUGGUGGCUAUUUCUUCCAGUCGGCGGACUCCGGCAUCAAAACUUGGAAUUGAAAUUUUAAAAUCUGAACGAUUCCGGGGGAAUCGGGAUGUUUGUCCAGGUCCCCAUCAAUGCUCGAUUCUCAAUACCCAACCCUAGUGACUACUAUUAUUUAGUAUUGCCAUGGUAUCCUACCUUUACCUGCACUGAAUUAAUGGCCGUGAAUGCCAUCUUCUCCAAUGUCACCUUCCCUUUCCUUUGUAGUUUGCAAUAAUUGCUGCUCAAAUACAGUAUAUUGAUUCCAACCACAACAUAAUAACACACCACUUACUAGUGUCUAGAUGUUGAAUUGCAGAGCUGCAUAGACACUCCAGUAAACUACUAUGUAGUACUCAUCGGGCCGAUUCUUUUCAUCCCAUGUAUGCAAAAGUACAAUACAUGUCACGACCAUGGUUGGUAUUCUCCAUUGCGCUACGCUUCUCAUCAGAUAAAGAAUGUCGCUAUAGCCUGCAUUGGUCACCAGAGCUGUUCGUCAAGUCUAGGGAUGUGUGCAGUCAGCUAAACAACUGAACACUGUCACCCCUGCUGGUCCACAUUCGAAAUACUAAUGAGUAAGGAAUUGAUUUUAUUACUGUAUGUCCAAAACAUUAGUCAUAUGUUGUGUUAAAGCUGAAGCUCAGCCACCCACCACUAGCCAGAGCUACUGCGUUAAUGCUAUAAUUCUUCUUUUGGAUGUAAGCAAAAACAGACGACAGAUAGCAUGUUAAUAUGCUACAUAUUUUGGCCUAAAAAUGGUGGCUUUAAGAAUGCUGUGUUUGCUCAAAUUUGCAUACUACCAUAUGACCAGAAUCUGACACCAGCACAGCCAUGUGGUAAUUAACCAAAGGCUGGUGGUGCUAGCUCUGCUAAUGUUAGCCACACACAGCAACUUAUUUGACAUUGUUUACCAGCAAACUCUUGUGUUCCCUUGUUUAGCCAUGUUAGAUUUUGCUCAGUUUUCACUGCUUUCAAAAUGCUUUCAUGCCCUCGACUAGUUGGUUAGCCAAAAUAUAAGUUUCACUUUAAAGUACUGGGAAAUCAGUCACUACAGAAAUCCACAAUAUUAAGUUAAAUACAAUGUGGGUUUUUUUAUUAAGAUAUAAAUGAAGGCUCAAGGCACAUCAUUUAUCUCGGCUCUUUCCCCAUUGUCACUGGAGUUAUUCAAGGAACUGUCUCAACUCUACCACGAACCCUCUUCGACCUACCUCAACUGGACAAACUCCAACUUUCUGUCCUUGCUGUUCAAUUUCAGCUGCAUAGCCAAGCUUUAUCCUUUUUUACAAUUCCUCCACUGAAUCCUCCCUGGGCACUGUCAGUUCCAUGAAAUAAACUUUUUACCAACUGAUCAACCAUAGCAUUGAAUCAGGCCUCAGGUCAGUGGAUGCUAUUUCCUGUUGGACAACAAGUUUUCCUCCCAAAUUUAACUGAAUCUCCCAAUCAUUCGCACUCUUUUGUUAGACUGACUUGUGCCAGUUUUGAAAUUGUACCUUCUUUGCACUUCUCUUCCUUAAGGACAGACUUGCACUUUUUUUCUGACAACACCCUGAACUCACUCAUCGUCUCCAACUUCUGAUUGUCUCUGCAAGGCUUUGGGAUGGACAAACCUUACAAUCUAGCAGAAUAUGGCAGAAAAUGUCUUAAAAUUGCUGUCUUUGCACACAAUAGGUACAAUGGGUCCUCCUCCUGCUAUCUUGCUGCAUAGUCCCAGUCUUGUGUGUCUAAGUGCUGCCUCUACAUCCUGUUCUUCUUCUCUGAGUUUACUUGUUCUCUGUCGAGUUGGAUUUGGAACCAGCGCAUCAGCCAACAUUUCUGUCCUUACCUUUGCUCACUUGAACUCUUAUGUCUAACAAGUUGUUGGUAGCUGGAAUAUGCCAUUACCCAACAUUGCCACCUUACUAAGACACAUAGGAACCCCUACCCAUUAUCUCAUAUCAACCUCUUCAGCAUUUCCAAAUUAGAACUUCAUAAACUGAAAGUGGCUACUUCAAUCUCAAGAAUAGAUCCAAGUACAGACACCACAGCCUCAACUUACCCUAAACUCCUGACAUGCCCAUCUUUCCUAUCCUUACUGCAGCAUCUUUCCUCAAUUAUUUUAUCUGACCACUACCUUUCAUGUCUCCAUCAUACCACCUACUCAGAUUCUUUACUGAAUUUUCCUAAAAGGAUGUAAUAUCCCCCUCACAUACAUAAAACUUCCUCUGUGUAAACUUCUCCCAUAACACCAAGAUACUUCUUGAUUUACCAGACCUAAUCUUCAUCUUUGCCCAUUGGAAAUUCUUGGUUAACCUCUCUAACAUCCUUUUAGUACAUGGCACUGACAAGGUCACCACUCACUAUUGACAUGUCAUCCUUGUAAACCCUAAUCUGUUGGAACUGCAGAUCUUCCUGUCACUGCUCCUCUACAGCCACCCACUUUAAAACUCCACAAAUUACCUCUGAUAUCAGCAUGAAAUGGUGUACCCCAUCCUGAUGUCUGUUCCUAGUCUCUGACAUCUAAGAAAUACGCUUUCACUAGGUUUACGUUUACCCCUGGGACAUUCAAGAGGUCAAAAGUAACCCAAAUAAGAUUGUGUGGUACUAAACCAAACCCGCUGACUAUAUCCAAAAUACCUAAUUCAGAUCUCUGUCCUCUAUCUUAGCUGCCUGAAUCUGACCAUAACUGAAAGGCACUUUAAUCAACUUGUCAUACCAAGUGAAAUGUUUUUUUAAAAUGCCAUCAUGAAAUGUCAAAAAAGGUCUUAUCCUAAGAAGGUGCUUAUUGUAUCUUGCAUCCUAGCUUGAUCAUAAUAUUAAUGCUUUCCUCUAACUUAACAACAUGCCAAAAGAGAAAACCGGCAAUCCAUUCCAGACUGGUUGACUUUCAUUAUGCAGAAGCAGACAAACCUCAGUCAAAUGUGAACAGGUUUAAAUGUAAACUUUUGAAUGAUGGCCUAGGAUUUUAUCGAGACAUACCUGGCAUUUAGGAAAGUCUAAGAAGGUUGUACUUUUCUGUUUCAGGUCAUGGCAGGUGAAAUGUCAUGUCUGUCAGGUGUUGAUGAAGAUGACAAAGAUGCUGAACCUGAGAUCAAUGCCUUCACACUCCUCCAAGAGCCUAUGAAGAUGGAACAAGAAUCAGCCUCAUGCACUGAGUCAUUUAGCAAGCCUUCAUUAAAACAAAACUGUGUCCUUGAUGUUCUGUCAAAUACAGAUAUGCUGUCUUCAGUUGGCCUAGGAAAUGGACCGUCUUCACAUCAGGCUACACAAGCCCAUGACCUCAACUGCAUCUCCACAGAGAAAGAGGAGGCAAAAAGCAUCACUCCGCUAAAAACUGUGCAGGAAAUUGACACUGCAGGAAUUUGGGGUUUUGAUGAAGACUCGCCUGAAAACUCGUUGGAUAAUUUUGGUGGUGCUAGUGAUCUUCAUUGGGACCGUCACAAAGAGUUUAUGCAGUUUCUCUGGGAGAGCCAUGGUGAUUCCCCAGGUGAGGAGCCCAAAGACGAUGUACCGUCUGCCAAUAACCGAAGGAGAAGGAAACGGAAAAUGGACAUGGUUGUUAUGGUGGAUCCCUCAGAGGACCUUUAUCCUGAUCUGAGCCCCAAGUCAUCUGAGGAGUUAUCUGAUGCUGAAGGCCAAGAAGACUCUGAUCCUGUGAGCAAAGUCCAAGGGUCUAGGAAGUUUUCCAAGUCACCAACAGAAAAAGUUUCAAAGUAUCCCAAUGGAACUGUAAAGGCCAUCAAGGACAUCCUUUACAACGGACCUGCAAGAAAUUCACAUGAGAACAAUAUAAGUCGUGGAUUUUCACCACUGAAAAGGAGGUUAACAAUGAAUUCCCAUUCAGAGGAGAAGCCAAAAUGUUACCCUUGCUCAAAAUGUAAGCUCGUUUUCAAGAAAGAACACCAUCUGCGUCAUCAUAUGAAGUCCCAUGUUGACCAUCCUACCAUCUCGCAUAAGCCCUUUAUAUGCCGUGAAUGUGGACAGGCCUUCAGACAAAGUGGUUCACUCAUUGAGCACAUGACUGUCCACCAGGAAAAGAGGGAGAGACUCACUGAAGAGAUCAAAGAAAUGAAUGACAAGAAGAAAGCAGAGGGAAAAAAGCUUUUCUGUCCUCAGUGCCCAUUUGUUACACACUGCCCAAACACAUUUGUCCAACAUGCAAAAACACAUGAGAAGGACAAGAGAAAGUUUAGAUGUGACAAAUGUAGCUUCAGGUGUCUGAGUGAGAAUGAUCUAAGGAGGCAUAACAUUUUGCAGCACACCAUGAUCACAGUUGGUAAGCAAGUGGAGGAUGAUAACACUGGAACAUUUUCCUGUAACAUUUGUCCUUAUAAAGCUUUUAGCAAAAGUGUUUUUAAAAAUCACCUUCUGCGACGCCAUCAACAAACUUUCGAGGAAUAUGAAGUUUUGCUGGAUAGUGAUAACAACACAUCAGCAUUUAAGGAGAAGCAUGUGCCUACUUGUGAAACACCUGUUGGAGAUGCAGAGUUCACAUCUAAAAUCUUGAUUAAGGAUCACAUUUCUUCUAAAAGAGCUUCAUCACCUAGCGAGUCCAGUGACAUUUCAGAUUUGUUCAAAAAUACCAAGAUUAGGAGAGGUCUCAAGUCCCAUCUAACAGAAUCAAAGCUUGACAAAUCGAUCAAUGUUCUCCUGUCCCGACAAAGACAUGGAAAGAAGACCACAGAACAGAGGAAAGAAAGCAAUAAUUGCAGUAAACCUGUCCAGAAUUCCAGAAGUGACAAAGAUGGCUCAGCUCAAUCGCAAGGAACAUUAGCUGUCAAGGUUGAAGAAUCAGGUCCAUCUCUAGCUUGCGAUAGGUUGCUAUCAUGUGAAGGCCAAAUUGAUCUUACCUGCAGCAGUGCAUCCAAGGUAAAUGAGGAUCAGUCCCCAUUCAGAAAGUCACCCUCUAAACGGAAGAUGUCCACCCCAUUUCGCAAUACCUCCGAUCAAGACUCAUGCUUUAUCUUGCCAAAACCAAGCCCCAAGAAAAUAAACCAGGAGGAAGAGUCAGACCAUGACGAAAAGGAUGUUUUCAAGCUCAAGGAAACUGAUUUCAGCACCAACCGUUUUGACAAUGAUAUCAAGAAAGAAAAGCCCAACAUCAUCUACACAUACAGCAGGAGGAUGUCCAUGCGAGGUGCUCUGCAAGCAUCCAAAAGGCUUUUUGAGAAAAUAAAGACUGAAGAGCAAGAACAAGAUAACCCUGAAAUCAAAGAAGAAUGCAUGGAAACUGAAGUAUUUCAAGAAAACUUUGAGACCCACCAAAUACCAUUGAGUGAAUCCCUUUCAGACAGUGUGUCAGACUUGGAUUCUGAGCGUAAAACCUGUCCUUAUUGCCCGGCUGUCUUUGAGUCAGGUGUUGGGUUGUCUAAUCAUGUUCGAGGGCAUCUUCACAGGGCUGGACUGAGCUACAAUGCACGCCAUGUAGUGCCUCCUGAGCAGGUAGCUUCCCAUGACAGAAGACCACGAAUUCGACGGAGGAUGUCUGCAUUCCGUAGAUUGAGAAAAGGUACUCACCCACUUUCUGCCACUCUCUAGUUAAGUCAAAUUCUGCUUUACAACAACUAUCAUUAUAGUGGCUCUAGCCAUCAGGUCUUAUGUUUGUUACCCCAUAUUCGACUUGCCAAGUCAUUGCUUUAGCAUACUUUGAUGUACAAAGCUUAGGUUUUGUUAUUGUACUCACAAAUGUUGGAGGUUAGUGGUUCAUGAUGUCUUUCUCUGCUUUGUUUUACAGCAUUACAGAUGGAUUCAGAGUCUGAAACUGUGAAGAGCAUUCACUCCUGCCCUUUGUGUGGGGAUUCAUUUGACAACAGGACUGGACAGUCCAACCACAUACGAGGCCACCUCAAAAAGCUUGGCAAAAGCUUUUCCAAAAAGAGCAAAUCCCCAUUAUUUUUACUCCGGGAGUUGAUGCGUGACAAGAAGGAGUUCCAGCGAGCACUCCAAAUUCUUGGAAAGAGACGAAACCAUUUCCAAUAUGGUGCUUCACCAAAGCUGUCUGGUGUCGAUUGUUUCAGGUCACACCCAGUUGGAAUCCCAAAAAGGAAUUCUUUUUCUAGUGUUUGCACUGAAACCGGACCACGAUUACCCACAUGUUCGAUUACGGAACUGAAAUCAGAUGAAAGGCAACUAGAGACUAAGCUUGAUAUAAAAAAUUCACUCUCUGGCACAAAUGCCUUAAUAGGAAUUCUGAAGAAGAGGAAGUGUCAGGAAGAAGUCAGACUAAAGGGGUCUUCUCAGAUGUCAAAAAACACAUUAGCAGUUUCUUCAAACGGUGAACACUGUCCAGGAUCGAGGGUUUCAUCUUCGCUGCCAAAGUCAACAUUGGGUAAGUCGCUUCUUUGACAAGUUGUAGUAGAAGUCGUAGUCUCCUGGAAUCUUUUGAUUACCUUUUGUAGUCAGUUAGAAACCUUGAAUCGCUCAGAUUUUGAUGUUGCAGAUAAAUUUUCAAAAUUAUGGGCUUCAUUGCAGCCCAGAAAGUUAAGCAACUGUUUUGUGAAAACAGUGACAUCUUUGUGAUCAUCAGAAACAUAUGUUGUUAAAAUAACAGAAAAUUACUAGACAGUAACUUAAAUCCAUAAAAGUCAUAGAUGGGGAAUAAUGUGCACUGAGCAGAUGGUGAUGUAAAUAAGAAUACUGAUCUGAAUUAUUUCAAAGUGAGACAAGUCCUUUCAGAUUGCAUUGUGGUCUUGCUCACCCCGUAGGGUUCCAAUUUGCAUAACCAUCUGCUUACUAUAUUUUAUCAUACUUGUUUCCUGGGUAAGAACUAAAAACAUCAGUAAGUUGACACAAAUGAUUAAAUCCAACACCUCAUGGAAACAGGUCCUAAUCUGCCUGCCCUCUAUGUGGAUAAGCAUUAACUGAGAAUUUCACUUCACAACCAGAUUAAAACAUAAACCUGCUCAUUUGUCGUAGUUCACAUUAUGCCUAACAUUUCCAGUAAGGUUGAAGAUAAUUUGUGCAGGAAUAUUUUUGUUGACCUUUCCCAUCCUCUUCUGUUAAGGCUGUGCAGUUGACAAACCAUUGAACGUAUGUGAGGCCAAUGUGACAACUGUAAGCAAUGUGUCCCUUAAAACUAAUAGGCAUUUAAGUCACUUUGUCAGCAACUUACAGGUGUACUCAUAAACUCUAGUGUCAUGGCCUGGAUUGCAGGACAGGAUCUUGCUCCAUUUUUUCCUCCCAGAGAUGGUCAGGGUUUAGUAGCACCUCAAGCUGCUCAUACGUCUUUGCCUGGCAACUCAUUGGGCUCUAUUUUCGUGUACGCUGGUGAGGUGACGGAGGGUGGCAGACCCCGCGUAGUUGUAUUUUCGUCUGGCGGAGCCCGGCGUACAGCCAGUUUGGUAUUUUUGUGGACUGAGGCGCACGGAGGCGAACCGAGAUCCACCAAGCUGGGCGAGGUGGCGUGGCAGGGGAAGAUGUCGACAGAAUCAGCGGGCGCAGUGACAUUUUCGUGCUUGCCAGUGGCGUGUAAAGUGCGCUGAAAGCUCGCAGAUUCAAACCUGGUCAGCUUUCAGCGCAGGCGGAGCGGAGCUGGUCUAGUAGUAUUUUGGUAGACUGGCGGCGUAUUGGCAUACGUCACCGAUGCCUCACCAGCAGGUUUCCACAGUGUCAGGCACAUUUCAGUGCAAUAAAUAAUCAUCAACAACUAUUAAUCUGAGUCAGCACAUACAUUUAGAUCUAUAUAGAUAUAUUCUGAUCUAUAUCUGAUCUGAUGAGCGCGUUUGGCACGCGUUUGGACACACAACCUGACUGAAUCAACACAGCUGAAACCGCAUUAAAUUAAAUUAAAUAUCUAGUAAAUAAACACACAUGAUGAAGUUAACAAGAUAUUUAAUUUGUCUCCCUCCUUUUCUUUCUUCCUCUUCCUCUUAUUUCUCGCGCAGCUCGACCUGGACAUGUCUCCGUGUCCUCUCUCCGUCCUGCUGCAGCUGCGGCUGAACAGAUGAUUUGUUUCAGUGCUCAGAUGAGUUAUCUACUUUAAGCCGACAUACGGAUAUUAUAAUAUUGAAAUUUGUGAGUCAGAUUUAUUUAAUAUGCCAACAUCUAUGAAAGAAAGAGCCAGGCCACGGAGUGCGAUGCGUCAUUUACGCACAGAUGGUUCCAAUUUUAAUGCCAUUUUUAGAGUUUAUGUUGUGAUCUGUGCGCUCAACCCACCUUUGUCACGUGAGGUUUGAAUAUAUGCAACUUAAUGUGAGUGUCUUAAUUAGUGGAAAAGGGUGUUUUUCUUACCACUGAGUCCAACAUUACACACACCAAAUCCAUCUGUGCUCAUAUGAGAGAGUGUGGAGGACGCCCAAUGCAGCGCUUACAGUGACACUUGUUGAGGAGCUGCCUUCUGUCGCCAUCGUGUGGCAAAACUGUCUUCAGACAUCUCUUGAUCUCUUUGACUACUUCACGAAAAUAGUAAUACGCCUCGCCGGUGAGGGAUUUAAAGGCAAGGAGAGGAGCUUAUGUGAUUGGUGAAAACAGGUCUCGGCUGUGCUAAACCCACUCCACGCCCUCUCUCCUCCCUCGCAACGACUUACGCCGCUGGGAGGAGCUGAGUUAGGGAGGGGGGAUACUUACGCCGGGCUGCGCCGCUCACCAAAAUACCAAAUUGUGCUUGGGAACGCCUUGUCAGCGCGAUGGACCUGACUUACGCCGCUCCUGCAGCACGUCUCUGGCGAGGCACGAAAAUAGAGCCCAUUAUCUUUAGUCUUAGAGGGAAACUACUGUUAUGCCAAAGUGUCAGCAAGCAAGCAAGCAAUUAAUAUGUGCCAGGCUUUUGUUAUCUGAUUUGGGAUUUAUGAAUCCAGUGAACUGAUCUUAUUUGUGAAUUUAGGUUUUAACAUAUUUGUAUUCUUUGUGUUUUGUCUUUUUUUUUACAGAGAAAGGUGAAUUCAACAGGAAGGUGUGUGUCCAUUGCAAUGCAACUUUCCAUAGUGGCGUUAGCUUGUCAAAUCACCUCCGGGCAUAUGCAAAACGAAAAAGGACUGCUUUAGUGGAGGGAACAAGUAAGUGCCAGCAUCUCAAGCUUUGAUGUUUUUUUAUUUAUUUUUCAGUUUUUAUCUUUAUUUAUUUUUUGUUUUGAUGCAAAGAAAGCAUCAACUUGAAGUCCACAAUUGCACAGUUAUGUAUUAAAAUGAUCACAGUUAUUGAAGAAUGUAACAGUAUCUGUUUAAACUGGCACACAUAAUUAUUGAAAUAAUUGAAAUAAAAAAAAUGAGUGGUACUUUAGUUUAGCAGCAGAUGGCACUUUUGAUUUACCUUGCUGUCAUUGCAUCUCCUCACCUGUAGUAGAUCAGACAUGGCAGCAGUUUCCACCAAAUUAAACAUAUUUCUCUGUCUAUCUUACUUUUAGCUGUUUCUGUUAACACCUGUAAAUUUUGAAUGUAGCAAAAGUGCUUAAGCUCAUAAUUUUUCCCAUUUACACUCUUCCUUGUCCACUGUGUGGCAGCAGAAAUCCCAAAACCUAUCUCACCGAGCCCUGCUGAAAUUGAAUUGUUCAGUAUAGUGGGAGCAUCUGUGGGAGGAACAGCCUAUUUUAUGAAAGAACUGCUUUUCCUUGGACACAGAUCAUGACGCUGUUUUAUGUUGGGCCUUGAUUCUUUGUUGCAUUGACGACAAAAGAUAAGGACAUGAACAUCACUCACACGAGGCCAAACAACGAGUCUGAAUAAAGCAAGAAAUAGGCAUUUUGAGACAAAUUUAGAACAUUUGAACCGUUUAUUUUACUUCUGAAAACAGUGUUGUUUGAAAAAUGUUAUUUGACGAAAGACAUCCAGUUUUUAGUGAUUAUCGUCGACUUUUUGUUCAUCUAUGUUAUGAAGGCUGAGCUGUUACAUGAGAGAAACUGGUUAAAUUGGAUGUCUGUCUUUCAGCAUUUGACUGCAAAAUAAGAAGACAACGCUCAAGACCUGGCCCAAAAAAGAAGACACUGCCCUUACCACAAACUCCUGAAGAAAUGUACAGACUCACCUGCAGGUAAUGCCUGUACUCCUUUAGUAGCAGGGCUGGUUACACUCCUUAAUAUUGAUAUGAACUGUAUGGAACGUAAGAAAUUAGUAAUCCAGUAGACUGCAGCAUUGAAUGGAUUUUAACCAUGUAAAUGUGUCUUAUUUGAUGCUUGUGGCUGCCAUAUUUUGGGUUAAACAAAGGACUAACUCUUAACUUAAUUGGAACAAAAACUACCACACAAGCACAAAAACAAAGGUUAUGGUCAAAAUCACUUAUUGUUGGUGCAAGUGGAUAAUAAAUAUCAAAGAUACAUAUGACCUUUUAAGCAAUGUCAAAAUUUGCUCCUACAAAACUGUACAAGAAUGUUUAAAUCCAGUCAGGUUACUUUGAACGGCUUAGAGAUCACCUUUGCCAUUCAGGUUCAGCAUCUGAUGAUCCAUGUGCCUCAAAAUUUGAUAGUUCCCAAUGUUGUCAGUGGAUCAAACUGGUGCAAAAUUCAACAGACUGGCCAGACCAUCUUUAAGCAUCUUGGCAGCAUGACUCAAAACCACAAACACGACUUAGUAUCAUAAUUCUUUCCCUCUGUUUACAGGUUCUGUGACCUCGUCUUCCAGGGCCCCCUUUCAGUGCAGGAGGACUGGAUUAAACAUUUACAGAGACACAUAAUGAACACUAGUGUCCCUCACACAGGGCUUGGCAUGGUCGAGGUCACCUCGCUGCCCAAAACCCUCAAGACUGAACAGGACAGCUCUCUGACGGCCACGAACUCUGCCUCAUGAAGCCAGUAGGGACCUUUUUAGAUUUCACUAGACUGUAUGUGUAUGUACAUUGGAUGUUGUUUCACUUCUUUUUUUAAUUCAAUUAAAUACUGGCCAAAAGUACAAUAUCCCUCUAUGAAAGAGAAAAUGUUGACAUUUAGAGAGAUGACAAAGUUAAUUAUUUUGGAUAUUGUUACCUUCUUUUCUGUUUGUACAUGGUUUCCAAAUGGACUGACUGUUUUUUCUUGUUUUAUGCAGUAAUGUAGUGUGGAAUCCAUUUCUAAUGAAGACAACUUUUACCUCAGAUUUAUCAUGGUUUGAGUCCGUUUUGUCAAAAUUUGGGAUCACUUCUCUUCUGUACCAAUUUCCAUAUUAACAAGAUACAUAAAAUCAUGUUUCCUUUGUAUUGCAACAUGUUUUCCCACAGGUUGUUGUUUUUUUUUAGGUCACACGAAUUUUGAGUGAUGACACUUGAAGCUCACCAUGAACAGCUCCAGAGAUCACAGGUCGGAAAGUGGGCUACUGAACAAGAACAGAAAUGAAGUGUCAGCAAACUUGUUAUGCAUAGAGAGUGUUUUAUAGUAUUUCAGUCAACACAUUGUUCCCAAAAAUCAAACACAGAAAUUUAAACUGAAGGUGGUUUAAAAAAAUGACCAAGAACAAGCACAGCUAGUGCUGAGGAUCCCCUUCAUACAACAUGUCACCUAUAUUUAAUGUUUAAAUAUACUGUUUUGAGAUAAUUUAAUUUUUAAUGUACUAUAUCACACAGAUACAAUGCUUAAAACAUUUGUGUUGUUCUAAAUAAAAAAACAAGGAAACAAGUUGA